CGAUAUUCUUGGCAAAAAUUUUCGUUUGUUUUACUUCAUUGCAAUUUUCGGCUGAUAGUAUAUACCAUAAUCUCUAUCAUUCACCAAAGCUGUAUGAGCGAUUUAUAAAACAUGUCGUGUUUUUGAUUAAAAGUGUCCAAAUAAACGCAAAUUGUUAUCAACCGUGUUUGUGUUUGGUUACAAAAUGAAUUGCACCAACGAGUCUCGCUACACAAGCAUUUGGUAAAGCGAACCGUGUGAAAGUGAUCCAAUAAACAGUCUUAAGAUGAAGAUCCUACUGUUGAUGUUAGUUUUCGUUUGUAUUUUGUAUAUUUUCCAUCGCUAAAUAGUGAACAGUCUUUGUGAGCCAUGGGACGUCCGCGCGUUUUGGUAACCCAUCAUCAGGUGCAGCCGAUAGCAUUGGAGUUACUGAGGAAGCAUUACGACGUGAUCGUCCCCACGGUGGACUUUCCAUCCCGUGCUGAAAUACUCGAUCUCUGCUCGGGUGUUGAUGGGUUACUGUGGACUAACUACAAGAUGAAACUCGAUCGAGAGGUGUUGGACGCAUGCGGACAUCAGCUGAGGGCAGUUUCUGUAACGAUGAAUGGUGUCGAUUGUGUGGAUACCGAAGAACUGGCCCGAAGAAACAUUCCCCUUGGACACACACCGUUUAUUCCGAAUAAUGCCGUUGCGGAUUUAGCGAUCGGUCUAAUGAUUGUUGCAAACGAGGGACUGUUAAGUUCCUGCAAUGGUUGCUACUCUCGCCAACCCAUCCAGGGAUCUACUGUGGGGAUUGUUGGAUUCGGUGGUAUUGGACAGGUCAUCGCACAAAGAUUGCAAGGGUUCAAUAUCGGUUCGAUCCUAUACAGUGGUCGAAGUCCUAAAAGCAGUGCAAAAAAAUUUAACGCUCAGCACGUUCCGUUCGAGGAGCUUCUUGUACGUUCCGAUAUUAUUUUCGUUAGCUGUCCCCUGAACAACGACACACGCGGGUUGUUUGAUCGGCACGCAUUUUUUACGAUGAAACGCACCGCUGUUCUUAUCAACAUUGCACGAGGUGCAAUAGUCGAUGAGCGUGCAUUGAUCGAUGCAUUGAAAAGUGGUGAAAUUAGAGCGGCAGGAUUAGAUACUGUCACUGCAGAACCAUUUACCCCGGACAGUGAGCUGUUUACACUAUCUAACUGUGUAAUUGUACCACAUUUGGGAACGGCCACGAAGAGAACGAGAGACGAAAUGGCUGUACGGGCGGUGGAAAACUUAAUACACGGAUUACGAAAUGAAACAAUGCCAUCACAGUUUGAAUAAAACUCAAAAUGGACCUUUUUUCCACAUAUCGAAGGCACUUUAAUGGUGUAGGACAGAUGUUAAUUCAUUACAAUACUAGUAAAAGGUUGAAUCUCCUAUUUUCUUCAUUUCAUUCCACAUAAAAUUAUCGCAUCUAAAUUAGCUACCUGUAUAUAAUCAGUCAUACAUUUCCGAAACUACCAAAUUACGGUGCGAAUCCUACAAUUCAUUUUCCUUUCUAUUUUGUUUAGAUUGCCUCAAAAAGAGUGGUUUUUCAUUAAAGCAUUUUUUUGUUACUUUUGUUGCACCAUGGAACGUGAACGUUGCUGUAUCUUUUUU
Anopheles funestus (African malaria mosquito) is the source of this 1599-nucleotide messenger RNA. RefSeq names its product glyoxylate reductase/hydroxypyruvate reductase-like. The record is from RefSeq and is a predicted model, not a curated record. Gene Ontology annotation, cellular component: cytosol. Gene Ontology annotation, molecular function: NAD binding; hydroxypyruvate reductase (NADH) activity; hydroxypyruvate reductase [NAD(P)H] activity. Bases 349 to 1281 code for a protein of 310 amino acids. Lineage: Eukaryota; Metazoa; Arthropoda; Insecta; Diptera; Culicidae. The transcript is spliced from 3 exons.